AUGAAAAUAGCCUGGAACAGACUGCUCCGCCUCCAAGAGAACGUGGCCUUACGUGGAAAGGCGACCCAGUCAGACCGCGCCGAGUACAUGUUCUCAGCUGCCUACAAUGCUAUUGAUGAAAACCAGAAUGUGGCCUUGCGUGGAAAAGCAACUCAGUCAAACCGUCAUGCAGACGGAUUUGCCCAAAACGCUAUCGACGGAAAUCGUGAAUCUAACUACGGGGCGGGAUCGUGCACCCACACUGUUGAACAGACCAACCCCUGGUGGAGAGUGGACCUGCUGGAGUCCUACAUCGUCACCUCCGUCAUCAUCACCAACAGAGGAGACAAUUAUGCAGAAAGGCUCAACGGGGCAGAGAUUCACAUCGGCAACUCUCUACAGGACGAGGGUGCCGCAAACCCAGUGGUUGGUGUGAUUACUCAUAUCCCAGCAGGCAGGUCUUUAAAGAUCACUUUUACCAAACUUGUGGAGGGACGUUAUGUGACCGUGGUGCUACCUGGUUCAAAUAGAGUCCUCACACUCUGUGAAGUGGAAGUCUACGGGUACCGUGCUCCGACUGGAGAGAACUUGGCACUCGGAGGAAAAGCCACACAGUCGUCGCUGCAUUCUACAGGCGUUGCAAAUAACGCCAUAGAUGGGAACCGUGCGUACUACUGGGACCAGGCUUCUUGUACCCACACAAAGGCCGACCUUAACCCCUGGUGGCGACUGGACCUGGGCAGAACCCAUAAAGUGUUUUCUGUCAACAUAACCAACACUAUAGACUCUGUGCCACAACGACUCAAUGGAGCUGAGAUCCUAAUUGGAGAUUCGCUUGAAAACAAUGGCAACAACAACCCCAGGUGUGCUUUGAUCUCAAGCAUCCCUGGAGGUUUCACCAAAAACUUCCAGUGUAACGGGAUGGACGGUCGCUACAUCAACAUCGUCAUUCCUGGAAGAAACGAGUACCUGACCCUGUGUGAGGUGGAGGUGUACGGCUCCAGACUGGAUUAGGUCUGAGGAGGCUCAUAUAACGUAUAACAACCACAUUUUACACUGGUGACGUUCAUAUUAGGCUCUUGGUGCAAUCAUGGCUUAAAGGGACAGUUCACCCCUCCUCUCACCUGUAGUGUUUUUGAUCAAUAUAGAUUUAUUUUUGUGUGAGUUGCCGAGUUCUCUCCAAUACAGUGGAACUCGAUGGCUCUCGGUUUGUGGUGCUCAAAGCGCCAAAAAGAAAAUGCAUUUGAAAAACUCGACACCAGUAUGUCUUUCUUUCUUACACAAGAUAAUACACCCACCUUGUUUUGAAUGGUUUAGUGCAGGAACAAUUAUCUUGCUUGAGUUUUGUCAAACUUAUUUUUGGGGGCUUUGAGCACCACGAGCCGAGUGCCAUCUGAUUCUGUUAUAUUAGAGAGAAGGAAGACAUCUAUUCAGUUUAUUUUGUAUAACAAAUUUGCCUCAGAGGACUUUACAAUCUGUACACAUGCGACAUCCUCUGUCCUUCCCUCACAUCAGCACAGGAAGAACUCCCCUAAAAAACCCUUUAACAGGGAGAAAAAAGGAAGAAACCUCUGGGAGAACGACAGAGGAGGGAUCCUUCUCCCAGGAUGGACAGAAUGCAAUAGAUGUACACAAUAGAUGUGUACAUCUCUACGACCGAUAUCUCCAACACUCUACAUACAACUCACGCUAAAACAAUCUAGAUUGAUUAAUAGCGCUUCAGAUAAGAGGAAAAAUAUGUAUUCAUAUUCAUCCAUGUCAAUCAUAAUCAGUGGGUUCAGAAAUUAAACACAUAUUCUUUAGUUUUAUUAUUUUUCAGCAUCAAUAUUACAUUUCUGAAAAUGUAACAGUCACACGUUAUCAGCAAUAUUAAUAUUCAUUUUACUGUUUGAUCUUUGUGUUUAUCUGACCAGGAAGUACAACUAGAUUUAUUCAGGAAUUGACAGUAAACAGCAUCAAACACAUUUUUCAAAACAAAUAAGGGGAAGACACAUAAUAAAAGUGCAUGUUUACAUUGUUCCAUGUACAUUCAACUACUGUAACACUGUAACUACUGUAUUAAUGUAACCUGAUAAUAUGUCUACAGCAUAUUGCUCUUCUGAUUUACUUCACACAUUGAAAGAA
Messenger RNA from Anoplopoma fimbria (sablefish), 2103 nucleotides. RefSeq lists its product as uncharacterized. NCBI's taxonomy places the organism in Eukaryota, Metazoa, Chordata, Actinopteri, Perciformes, Anoplopomatidae. The record is from RefSeq and is a predicted model, not a curated record. The transcript is spliced from 6 exons. Bases 1 to 993 code for a protein of 330 amino acids.